AUGGCGAGAAAGCGUGAGCCAAGAGCGUGCGAUAUUUGUCGCAGUCGCAAGGUACGAUGUGAUGUAUCAAUAGUAGGUUCGCCCUGUUCGAAUUGCUCAAAAGCGUCUGCCAUCUGUUCCCUGAAUAGUGCAUGGGGAAAACCGCCAGCAGAGCAAUCAAAGAGCACUGUGCCUUCAGCAAAUAUCCACACCUUCAAAGUCGAUGUACCAAAGGCACAUAACUCGACUGGUGAUGGCGCAUUCAACACUGUUGGUGUGAUUGCAAGGCAAGAGCCAUCAGAAGACGCUCACCCGAAUGCUGUGGGAGAUCAGUCCAAAGAUGUUCAGGCUGCGGACUCAACAGUAUCCCAGGAACAUCUGGAAUUGCCGGACUACAUCACCCCACUUCCACAGAAUAUUGACCGGCAUACCAUACAAUUAUUACGGCAAACAGGAGCUCUGUCAGUACCUACGAACGAGCUAGUCAGUGAGUUGCUCCGAGCUUUUACUUGCUAUGUGUACCCUUCAUUACCGGUCGUGGAUCUUCUUGGCUGCCUUGAAUCGGUCAAAGUUAGAAACGACAACACCGUGAGCUUGUUAUUAUUUCAGGCUAUUAUGAUGUCAGGUGCUGCAUUUGCAGAUAUACGUGUUUUGCAACGAGCAGGAUUUCAGACCCACAAGGAGGCUCAAAGUGCUUUGUUCCGACGUGUCAAGUUGCUGUAUGAGAUGGAUAUAGAAUCAUCACCAACAACAAUAAUCCAGGCCCUGCUUCUAAUGUCACACUGGGAAGGACAAGUCAAUGACACAAAGGGACGAUUUUAUUGGCAAGGAGUUGCACUAUCAUUUGCCAUCGGCAUAGGUCUAGACAAUCCCCAAUACUAUUCAGGUCAGCCAGGUCAACAUCAAUUUCGUCAAAGGCUCUGGGCCUGUUGUGUCACCAGAACUCACCUCCUUCCCUUAUUGGAGCGCCGGCCAAUAUCGGUCAAAAGUCCAGACCAGGAUAUCGAAGGCCUUCGACCACAUAUCUCCGAUAUCAACGGACUAGCUUAUGCAUUUGAUCAUUAUGGUUUACGCGAGGGGAGGGAAGAAUCAAAAAUCCUCGAAGAAUUAUUCAUACAGAAGUUGAAACUAGGUGUUAUUAUCCGAAGCAUUUUUGACUUACAGUACGAGCGAGGCGCCUUGCGGCAAAUUGAUGUCAAUGAUGGUUUUAUGGUGCUACUGCCAAAGUCCACUGCCACAGGUGUUGACAUGCUUGUGUUGGACCGGCAAUUGAACAAUUGGUACAAAAGUUCAUCUUCCUGCAAAGACCUCGCUUUCGGCCAGGACCACCGCAGGAAUGGGCCCGUGGUAGGUGUGCACACUGCGGUCGCGGAAAUGCUCUAUCUGACUGCGUUGUCCACGGUCCAUUUUCCACAAUUACUGGCCGAUCAGGAUGUAGGUUCAGCGGAUGAAGCACUUCAAAAAUUCUCACGCCUAACCCUACGCUCUGCUGCAAGACGAAUCACAGAUAUAGGAACAAGCCUCGCAGAUUCUCAGCUGGUAGCAUUGCUACCAUGUGAAGCUGUUGAGGCAUUCCUCGUUGCAUCUAUACAACAUAUCAGAGAUAUGAUGACAACCGAAACAGACCUACGCAAUAUCGAGUCACUCUAUCUGAGACAAACCCUGCAGAUACUGGCCAAAUUGGAAGGCAAAUAUAGCUCUGCAACAUCUGCCAUUGGCUUCAUUAAGUGGUUUAAGAAUGGGGAUUUUUUGCGCCAACCUGCCGGACUAGAGGACCGCGUGUUUUUGAUGACUCGCUGGGGCCAUGAUCUUUCGAUCUCCCAUACCAGAGAGAAAGAGGGUAGCGCUGCUCCAAAGGCUAUUUCUCAAGGGAAGUCUAAUUUGUACAGCGAGACACGGCCAGUCGCAGUUGCACAUGAUGCCACCUUCCAAACCACCUUCGACAGCGAUGGCUUCCUCACUAGACCCCAUGAUCCGGUCCCGAAUCUUGAGGGCUACUCGGAAAUACUGUUGACGACCAUGGAUUGGUCGGAAGUUGAUACUGCAACGUCAGGAGGACAGAUUCUGUGA
Molecule: messenger RNA, 2049 nt
Organism: Exophiala bonariae
Lineage: Eukaryota; Fungi; Ascomycota; Eurotiomycetes; Chaetothyriales; Herpotrichiellaceae
Exons: 1
Coding region: 1-2049 (682 amino acids)
Biological process (GO): DNA-templated transcription; regulation of DNA-templated transcription
Molecular function (GO): zinc ion binding; DNA binding; DNA-binding transcription factor activity, RNA polymerase II-specific
Source: RefSeq, a predicted model, not a curated record